Molecule: messenger RNA, 1774 nt
Organism: Portunus trituberculatus (swimming crab)
Lineage: Eukaryota; Metazoa; Arthropoda; Malacostraca; Decapoda; Portunidae
Exons: 3
Coding region: 552-1304 (250 amino acids)
Source: RefSeq, a predicted model, not a curated record
AGGAAAUGCAUCACGACGAUGGGGGUAUGUGUCAGGGCAGUCCAAGGAUUCUAGACUCUGUAUAUUCCUUGGGGCAGUCAGGAAUAUAUGUGAGACACUUAGAGCACAGUGGCAGCGCGGGCAGACGGGUGGAGGUUCACGGCGCACGAAGUGUCCAUGAGUGAAACCGGUGUGGCCCAGGCGGAGACGAGCAAGGGCGGUUUCCCAGCGCCAGUUCCGGUGGGUGGAGAGAGGCCACGGGAGGACAGUGGGCUUGAUGGCAUGGAGUUUGUUGUCAUUCUGCAUGUUCCAUGAACACUGCCAUAAGUCUCGGAGCAUGGAAGUGAGGGCUGCGAAGCAGUCGGCGGCGGGAAUGGGAUGCGGGAACUUGCUGGUGGUUAGGGCAGCACUCAGCAGAGCGAGCGAGGGAGUCCGCACGUUCGUUACCUGGGACGCCGACGUGGCCAGGAACCCAACAGAACUGCACGGACUUUUACCUUGUUGAGAGGCGAAACAGCCAUUCCUGGAUCUUGGCAGCAACUGGAUGUGAAGCAGAGAGUGACUGCAGGGAUAUGGCAGUGACGGCAGCGGCGCUACAACCGGACACGCCCUUGCCGCCUGUCAUUUCUUUCAAGUCUCUUCCCAAAGACCUCAUCACGCACGACCCAUACGCUCACCUCCACACCUUCUCUGAGGACCAUCAUGAUGUGUUGCAGAACAAUAUCCCACACCAGUCUUUCAGUUUGCGUAUUAAGGACGCCUUGCCCUCCAAGUUCAUUAGGUUUCCCAGUACUUCGCACACCGUGACUCCACACCGUCAUGCAUCAUCCUCCUUCAGAAAACCAAGUAUCGGAGUGACACCGGUUGGACCCUCAGUGCCAGCGCCCUCGAACAAACCUACCGUGUUCCUCCACACUGUCGGUGCGGUGGACAAGGUGGGCGCCGCUGCACAUGUGGAACAUAUCACCCAUAACCACUUCCCAAGCCUUGGUUAUGACAUCGAUUCGUACUUUACUGGUUUCCCUGUUUUUGGAUUCUUUGACUUUAAUCCAGACAGGGCCGGUUUGACCACCAGAACCCACCUGCCGCCCUUUCCUCAAUUCCCGGAGGACAUACCUCUCAAAGGCAGCAAAGUCUCCCUCCACGCCCCAUACCACGCCACGCACCACACCUCCAAGGCUAUGGUGACUCAACAAAUUCACCACAAAAGCCGUUCAAAUCCUAAGCAAUUCCGCACCAGAGUGCCAAGACAGGCGAUGUUUUUCCUUGGACCCCCCUCCAUGCCCUCCAAUCCCAAGCCGCGCACUUCUACAAUUCUCUUUUAAUUGUCAUAUUUGUGUCCUCAAAAUGUUGGAUGGCCUUGAUGUAUUUUCGUAUUAGUAAGUUUUCUCUUCGUUUGAGGUUAUUUUUCUUGUACUUUCCAAAAUUAAAGUGUGACGCAAAUGGCCGACGCUGCGUCCCUGUCAAGCUCUCAUAACCUGACUCCUGUUUUAGGUUGUGAAGGAUGCUGACUAUGUGGCGCUACAUGUAUAUUGAUGCUUGUCGGCGACCUCACUGAGACGUCUAGUCAAGAGUGUGCAGCAACCAGCUUGUUGUGAAGUGCGGGAGGACUUCUUGUGUCUCCUGGGAGUCUGGUGUGGUGUGUGUGAGUUUCCUUGCUUCCUUGCUUGUUUUGUGUUACUGUCUCUUAAGCAGCGCUGAAUCGCCAUAAUAUAACAAGUUUUGUAGUAACGUGUUUCCAUUUAGUGUACAGCUUAUUGAACUGCAAGGUAAAUAAAACACUAAUAGGCAGUGA